CGGCGGAACGAUGCUAAGCACUGGAAGCUGCGUGGAAGAGUUGCAAGUGCUAGGACAGGCUAAUGCGCCCGACCUAGAGGAAGUACGGGAGCAGAUGAAGGAGAUGAUGAAGACCCUGGUGGCUAGGGACAAGGCGUUGAUUUCGCAAUGGGAGGGAAAAGUCCCAGUGGCGGCCUCGUCGUCUGGUGAGGAGGAAAGUUCGGAGGAAAGGGACGGGGAGAAGAGUGGCGCGGAGGUGAAGAAAGGGGAGAAGAGUACGACUGGGAUGAAGAUCGGAUAGAGGAGCUCGGUCAGACCAAGGACUGACGGCAACAGUGGCGCUCGUCGCCAUGAAUCGGUGGUGCGUGGGAGUUUCGGCGGCAAGCCGUCUGGCGAUGAAGGUGGG
Linum trigynum is the source of this 385-nucleotide messenger RNA. Lineage: Eukaryota; Viridiplantae; Streptophyta; Magnoliopsida; Malpighiales; Linaceae. The record is from the annotation of a GenBank genome assembly.